GACUCGCUAACGGGACAUGGGAUCAGCUCAAAUCCUCCGCACUUGUUCGACUCUGCCUCCGCCCUGCGCUUCUCACCGACGCAGACCACUGAUGCCAACGAAAUAACUGAUCAACUUAGCACAUUUAAGCGUAAACCAAAGCUAUUAGAUUCACACAAUUACAAAGGAAAAUGUUUCGAAUGCGGGAACCGUUUGAGAGCGAGAAGCUCCAACUGCAGGAGCUCAACCAAAGACUCGGCCAGUACCUAAUGCGCUCAAAACAGCUGGAACAAGAAAAUACCAGCUUGAUAAGCGAAAUUAAUUCAAUCCGAACAAACAGGUCUGGAGAAUGGGGAAACAAACACAUGUCCGAGCUACGGGAAAUGAGGAGACUGGUGGAGCGUUUAUCUUUCGAGAAAUGCAGAGCAGAGAUGGAGCGACAGAAGCUGCGCAAUGAACUUCAGACGCUUCAAGCGAUGCGUUCAGAGGAGGCUUCGGUGAGCAAAGGCGUCGACACGGAGCUGAAAGGCUGCGAGAGGCACCUCCAUAAUGCGUUUAAGACCAACAGUGCUUUGGAAGAUCGCCUCAUUGAGCUUGAAAACGAAUAUAAGUUUUUGGAAGAUGCCCAUAGAAAGGAAAUCGCCCACCUGAGGGACCAGGUGCACUCCCGAACUGUACGCGUCGUGACUCAAACGUAUCACGCACCUCCAGCAGUUACGAUGGAAGAGGUGCAGGAGUAUGCGGCCAACUUCACUGAAAGCUGGCAGGGGACUUUGGACAUGUACCGCCUGAAGGUAGAGGAAAUCGAAGCGUCUAUAAAAGCAGACCAAGCGAGGCUGGACGACAUUCAGAGGGAAAAGAGGGAAUAUGCAUCACAGUUCAAGAGGCUGCGUGACGAGAUUGAGAAACAAACCAACGUGCAGUUGAACCUCGAGGAGCAGCUCAUGAACAUGCAAGAACAUUUCAGAGCUGAAAUCUGCAAGUAUCAGGCUAUCAUUGAAGAACUGGAGUAUGAGCGCAGAAUGCUGUCUAACACCAUCUCAGAGAAGCUGAAGGACCAUCAGGAUCUCUUACAGGUCAAGAUGGGCCUUGCACUGGAAGUGGCUGCAUACAGGGCACUCUUGGAAGAAGAAGGAAGACAUGCUCAAACUUGGUCUACUCAGCAUUCAAGAGAAAGAAUAAUAGAUAUAAAAAUGCCGGCCCAUCCUUACACUCCAAGAGUGUCCGUCAAUUCGGCAAGUCGACCAGAUAUAAGAAAAAAAGCCUUUACAGAUGUUAAAUAUAUGGAACCAACUUCCAGCCUGAGAACCUCAUCUACAUCAAGUCAGUUUCAUUCUUACGAACCCUCCAGGAUCGUGCCUAUCAGUGUAUCAAAUCGUGCCCAGCAAAGUCCGGCUUCAAGAAGGGACAUGAUUUCCUUCACCAAAGCAGUGCAGGCAGCUGCUUCCAGUACCCCAAAACCUGGAGUCUCUUCUGUUGAGAUAAAAAGAGAGGAGACAGAUCAGAGAAUUAUGAGAAAAGAGAUUUCACAGCCCUCUUCAAAGGGCUCACUUGAUCAUACCCACUCUAGAAUCAAAAGUGCACAGAGCUCUACUGCCUCAAAAAUAGAGAAACCAAAGCCAGUGAAAGUGAUAUCACCUCCUGCGAGUUUGAGCAAGACCACCACUGAAGAAAAAAGCCAGAAAGAUGUUGAACCAAAAGCAAAGGGAAUGGAUGCCAAACAAGAUAAAGAAAAAUCCAAGGUAACAAUGGAAGAAGAAAUAAGGGAUGUGAAAGAAUCAAUAGCUAAAGAUGAGAAAGAGUCUGAAAAUGUAGGGCAUAAGGUGUUUGUAGGUGAGGAAAAAGUUUUAGAUGCAGUUUCUAUGAAGGAAAUCAUUCAGCAGGUCAUGAAUCCAGCUGGUUUAGAUACUAAGGUCAGCUCAUCCCCUGACUCAAAAGUCACAUAUCAUGUGGAGAAAACGGAGCAAGAGGAUGGAACCACCAAGACUCAGAUUUUCUUACAAUCUAAAGUCGAGGAGGAAGUGGACCUGUCUGAAGAUUCUGCCUUGGAGGAACUUCUCAGCAUGGGAGUCAAGAAAGUCACCCUGGAGAACAUCAAAGGAACACCAACAGGAACCAUGAUCGAGAACCUGCUGAGUCUUGGCCUGCAAGGUGAGAAUUUGGAAAAUAGGUUAGUGAAUGUGGAAAUAAUCGAGGAACCGGUGGAGUCUGAUGAGGAAGGUGAAAUUGAAAUAGAGGAGACUGUGGAGAUUAAGUCUAAACAACCAAAUAUUGAUCCCUCAUCAAUGUUCUUCCAAAUUGAGGAGCUAGAGAGUAACCCUAAGACCAUGAAACCCAAUGAGAGUGGUUCUGCUGAAGCCUCACAAUAUGGAAACAGUGGCUCUGUACAGGUUCGUGAAGUUACCAGAGAUGAAAGCUUACCCUACUUCUCGCAUGGCCAAGACUCACAAGAGUACUUCGUCUCCACUCCUGAAGACAAUAUGUCAGAGUCUGAGGAGGGUGGGAGGUUUAUGUCUUAUAGCCAUUAUGGAGUCGUCGAUGAUCUGUCUGAUGAAAGAUAUUACCAGGAAGACGACCCCAAACAUCCCACUGCUGAAGGUCACAGUUACAGAGAAUCACCUGAAUACGAAUACUCGUUUUUCAGCGACAAUAUCCAAGACUGCAUAAUUGAAGAGGAGGUGCAUGUCUCUCCCACACUGCAACAGUCCAUAGUGGGAAUCCUGAGGAAGGACUCACUAGACCCUGAACAGCAGCUUAGAGGAGCAUUAGAGCAAAUCCAAGACACUGUAUCUGGAGCCCUCAAGGAAGAGCUUGCCUUUUUUACGAAAGGUAGGGAGACUCCAGAAAAUGUCUCUGUGGACAUUAAAAAGGUAGAACAAGUUACAGACAAUGGAACCAUGACCAUUGUGGCAGAGCUUAAUGUUUCCCAGACAUUGGAGGAGUCUGGGUUGCUGGAAGGAGAAGGAGAUGAUCUAUCUGAAGAGCAGAUAAUGGCAGCACUAGGCUCAUCCCACCCAAAGCUUCAGCAGGCUAUCGGCGGAGGAGCUGGUGUAGGAUACACCAUGAAAAUUUCCCAAGAGGAGUUUCAAAUGGAGGGAAUGCCUUGGAUGACCGGCGACGAAGAGAUCCAACAAUGGAGCUCAACCGAUGAGGCUGGCAAGACAGAAAAACACAUCAAGCUGGGCCCUAGUGAGAAAUCCUUCACUUUUCAGAUGGACGUGAACAACAGCUCUUCUGCAUCAGCAAGCGGAGGAGCUGUCGAAGUACAAAGAGGUGGCGGUGCUACGGAGUUCCCACAAACCCAGAUGAUUGACCCCCACUUGAAGGUCUGUCAUGAGAAAAGAAUCGCAACUGUUUAUCUCGAAAGCCCUAAGGAGUGAUAUCAUAAUGAAAUAACAUUGAAAUUACACAAAAUAUCAUGUCAAUCACAUAAUUAGUUAUGAAUUGGACAAAUGAAAUAAGGCAUUGUAAACCAUAAUCCAAAAUCCAUGGUCCAUCAUGACUAUGCACUACUGUUCAAAAGUUUGGGGUCAGGAACAUUAAAAUUAUUCUGAAAUGAUGCAUCAAA
Sinocyclocheilus grahami is the source of this 3547-nucleotide messenger RNA. Its product is annotated as synemin-like. Bases 171 to 3359 code for a protein of 1062 amino acids. Gene Ontology annotation, biological process: fast-twitch skeletal muscle fiber contraction; intermediate filament cytoskeleton organization. The transcript has 4 exons. The record is from RefSeq and is a predicted model, not a curated record. Gene Ontology annotation, molecular function: vinculin binding; structural constituent of muscle; intermediate filament binding. Gene Ontology annotation, cellular component: intermediate filament; costamere; sarcolemma. NCBI's taxonomy places the organism in Eukaryota, Metazoa, Chordata, Actinopteri, Cypriniformes, Cyprinidae.